Messenger RNA from Bombus huntii, 5987 nucleotides. RefSeq lists its product as uncharacterized. NCBI's taxonomy places the organism in Eukaryota, Metazoa, Arthropoda, Insecta, Hymenoptera, Apidae. The record is from RefSeq and is a predicted model, not a curated record. The coding region runs from base 421 to 624 and encodes 67 amino acids. The transcript is spliced from 4 exons.
UUAGACGAGCGGCAACAUUCAUCCGGACGCCGUCGCGCCGGGGACGUUUCAGUCGGCGUUCUAGCCGCGUUCGUAACCGGCCAAAUCUAUCUUCCGUCGGCCGGGAAUUAUUCGUAAUCAUUCGCAUUACGUUACGACGAGAAUUAAUACCCUGAAGCUGACUAAGGGUGCGUCGGACAAUUUGUGCUGGGUGAGAGAAAGGUGACACGAAGGGGUCGUGAACUCUCGCUUCUCUGGAUCUUCGACCUGCUUGUAUUCUACUCACGGCUGCGUUUCAAGUGGAGAGGAAGAGAUUAUUGUAGCAGACGUCCAGAGAAUUCGUAAGGAACACUCUGGCUACUAUAGUUGUUUCAAGCGGAGAGGCAGAGAUUAUUGUUGGAGACGCCGAGGUUUCUGGCCGACAAGUGAAACAACGGAAAAAUGCCUGUGGGAGGACGAGUCGCUGGCAAAGUUGGGAUUUACAGCUCCCAUUAUAAUGGAAAAGGCUACAGUGGUAUUAACGAGGAGAUCAUGUGGAUCAGCAUCGGGAUGGGGAUCACGAUCGCCGUACUGAUCACCAUUGCUCUGUGCUACAUCGCCCGUGAGAAAUGCCGGAAACGACACGAGGGCUACUACGCUUCCUGACGGACGCUGCCGCCGCCCUCGUGGGCCUCUUGGUCCUUCUCACCAUCGACACCUGGCGUCUUUUUCAGCCCGACCACGUCGAGAGGUAAACCGAGGGCGUACUAUAUCACCGUAUAACGCCGAGAUCUGGUGACUAAUACCUUGCUUUCGGCUCGAGCAAGCUGACGUUUCACCAUGAACGAGAAAUCGAACGACGACUCUCUUAUCCCUCGACUUUUUUUAUCUUUCCCCUCCCUAUUCGUCUCUUUCCUUUCUUUUUUUACUUUUCCUGUAUCCUUCGACUAGUCUCAUCCCAUUUAACAGACACAAGAAAAGAAUAUAACAAGUCGAUCAAUGUGCACCUGUGAAUCUUCGUGCCACUCAAUGGCUAGAAAGAAGUAUUUUCGAAAAUACGUAGACGAUAAGUCCACGUUGUUCUACCAGUAAUUUACUUUCAAUCGUAACUAAGCAAUAUUUCAUACUUACGGAUAUGGUAUUCUCGAAGAGAAAAAAAAAAGGAGGAAAUACAUCUCCAUGAUCGCUCAAAAUUCUACAGAACCGCGAAUUUUCCAAGAAAAUUAGAAGCUUGUCGUAGAUUUGAUAUGGAAAUUGAAAACCAAGUAAGAAUAUAACGUUGAGCUCGUGUAAGGUUAAUUAAACAGCGUACUUCGAAUUUCGAUAUCGCGCUGCGUAUGAAAUCCAAGAUAUGUAAGUUAUCGUAUCUUGCUGCUGCGACUUUUCGUUCGGUCUGUCUGUGCGCUCGUUCGUCGCGGAAUAAACAUCAGAUUGCUCCUACCGAAUCCUCGAAUUUAUCGAGUCGAAACUCGACCAUGAUUUAUGGAGCGUGUGGAGUAAUCGCUCGAAAGAAGAAGAAAUCGGAGGAAAGCUCGGGUAAUUCCGUUUGAUCGACUGGAUAAUUAACCGAAUUCCUUCCGUUGAUGGCGUUGUUACAGGCAAAUUUUAAGCACAGAUUUCUAUGCUUUAUUGGAAAUUCAAGGCUUUUUGGGUAAUUGAUUCGACAGAACGGACGUCGAAAUUAAUUCGACUUUGUUUGCGAGAACAGGUUUUGAAACUGGAUCGUAAUGAGAUUGUUACGAAAUCGGUUGCUAUGUGAUUUGGGGAUAAUUGACAUGCACCGUUGUUCGUGAGUUACUAGGAUAUUUAUGAAACACGAGGAAUAUUUGCAGCGUUAUUUCGUUAAAUACGAUGGGAAUUCGUACGAUAAAUUCGACAUCACGUAAUCAAACCUAUUCUGUAAAACGCUAUUCACCUGUUAAUUUUCUAAUUAUUCUAUUUUAUUAUAUAGAAUCGAUCAAGUUUGUACAAUACAUCUGAUACCUUAUAAUCGAAUUUACUGUACAAAAAUGUGUCUCUCGUAUAUUAAUUUCUCAAGCCAGUUGCUCUUUCAUCAAACGUAACGUAACGUACGAUUGACGUACGCUCUUCUUCAUAGAGAUUAGGGUACUUAUGGAAAAUGAGAAAUAUCUAAGGAGUUAUCAAGGAAUUAUUUCAACUUUUAAGGACUACCGUUUCAUUUAAAGACUGGGACUAAAAAAAAAAAAAAAAAAUCACGUAUAUUUAAUUAUAUGUCUGCCACUAUUUCAAGUUUAAAUUAGAUCCAUGACUUCACAUACGUUUCUGUUCGUAAGUGUUAGGGUAUUUAUAGAAAAUAGAGAAUAUCUGAAACGUUCUUUCGACAUUGUUUAAACCUUUAAGAAACAUUGCCGAUUAAAUUUAUGGCUCAACGAUAUCUUUGCUAUUCCCUUGCUGAAUAUCUGCAAAAUAUCUUAAAAGUAGGUUGAAUAAUUUCAUUGCAUAAAGUCGUUGUCCAAUUUCAAGGGAAAUUUCUCAAAAUUGCUGUCCAAAUCCCGAUAUUUUCCAAGAGAUUCUAUGUAACGAACGUUAUUUCUCUUUCUUGCCCUAUCCUUUUAAUUCCACGUAUGAGUCGAUUGAUCGUGCAUUCGAGCUGAUUGCAUUCCAAGCAAUAAAACAUUUCCAUGCCAUUGAAGUGGUAAAGUCAAUCGGAUAAUCGAGAAAGUUAACGACAGUGCCGGUCUAAUAGGAAAAUGUGUUAAAUCGCGCUUAGAACGAUGCGAUUUGCAUUAAAAUUGCUGGACAAAUGAAACGGUAUUUCGUUCGAUAGAACGUGUCAUUCGUUCGCCAUCUACGCACACAGAUAAAAGACAAUUUCCAGAAAAAUAAGCGCACCGAAUCGUGAAGCUGAGGUAAUCGAGUUUCGUGAUUGUACAGCACGAACAUCAGACAUCUCACAUAUGUUGAGUCAACAUAAUCCUAAAAGAAGAAAAUUUCGAAAAAAAUCCCAUCAAUUUCAUGUCGUAUUUCCAAGGAAUAACAUAAAUAUCUUUCAGCUAAAAAUGGUAGAAGCUGACUUUAGAUGUUUCGUGACUUUUGCCACGGUCCUCUCGCCUGAUUCAAGUAAAUUCUAAUAUCCGAAAUUUGCUCGUAUUUUGCAAAAUUACAAGCCAGUCGAUUAUCCUGUCUAGCUCGAUGUUAAUAUCGUAAAAUUGACAAGAAGCAAUUUAUAAUCUACAAUUUGUAACUGGGAAAAAUCCAAGUAGGAAAAUAGAAGAAAUUGAAGAAUAAUGAAAUUCAGUGGAGUAAACUGUAACGAAACUUCCAUUCUCGUUUUGCAAUAUCCACUACGUUUCAAUAGAUAAUUGCAAUAACUCUUCGGGAAUGUUAUUCUUUUUAUAUUUACGAGAUAAAUAAAAAUGUCACGAGAUAUCCAAAAAUAUAACAAUUUCAAAAAAUAUGAACCACCAUUUGACUAGAAAAUACAUUUGACGCCUACAUACAGUGUAUUUAUGUAUAGAUUCUUUUUUUUUUUUUUAAACAAAAGAGCUUCUCGAUUAUUACGUAAGAGGGCCCAGCAUCUUCUUAAUUUAAUAUCGAACGUCGUCGAAGCGAUUCUGAAACAGUCGCAAAAAGUUUUUAAACGAAUGUUCUCAUCUUCUCAAAUCAUUUCUGGACGUCGUUUCGUCUUCGAGAAACCUCGUCGAUUCUAUUCAAACCGCGGAAAGGCUGGUCUCUCCAUUUCCACGUUUCAUCCAUUCUCGUGCUUUCACGAAACGACUCAAUUUUACAAGAAAAAAAAAAAGUCUCGCCUGUCGCCAUUCGCUCGGAUGGACAGCAACAACUUCCGGUUCAAGGUUAAAAAGUCUCACGGAACUAACCAAUUCGUAAUAAAUUCGCAAAUUUUCAUCCACCGUUGUCCGCACACGCGUCAAUUUUUAGACAAACCCCUUUUUUGGCAAGGAACGCGACAGUCAAAUUUACGACUGAGAAAGCUUUGCCAAACGGCGACAAUCGCUGCAGCAACGUUGGUUUCCGGGGCUUUUAUUCCGCUACCUUUCAGCUCCGUUGGCCCUGGAAAUUUCAGACCUGGAAAAUGCUCAUUUGCGAACGCGCGAAUGUCGAUUCGUGGUCAAAGGGAGGAUUUGGACCAUCGAUUCGGUUGAUAUUUCACGCGUAACUGGUACAGCGUGCGCGAUGUAUUUGAUUUAAAUAUCACGUGCAGUUGAUCGACGAAAAUAUUCCCACGCUUUUAUCCUGUUCGAUGUUCGAUGACCAAAUAUUCCUAGUUUCUUAGCUCUUUGAUUAUCAAAAAUUGAAGAGAGUUCUUCGCGUGAAAGUUGCUCGACUUCGUGGAAGAAGCUUAAUGGUAUAAGAAAUUCACUUUAUCAACUGUAGUUUACCAGAGUUUUAAUAUCAGGUAAAACGAUAAGAAGCAUUUAAGAAGAUGGAAUAGACUUCACUCUCAAUUUCGGUCGCUUGCACGUAUAAAUAGCGGUUGAGUUCUUUUUUCUUCUUUUACUUUACUAUUCUUUCGCACGAUAUACAAUGUGUUUUCUAAUUAACGGUACAGUCGCACAAGGAUAAAUCUUGAUGGUGAUGAAUGAAAAAGUCGAUAAUGUAGAAUGCAACCUCUUCGUUCGAGGUUUCGUUUUCGUAAGCAUCGGUUUUACGUAGAUUUCCUUCGCGUUUCUUAAAUUUAAACAAACAAUAGAUCAACUUGAAUCCAAAUUGAGAUAUUUUCGGACGAUUGACAUCGAAAUUGACUUUGAACGGAAAUACAGAUAAAAAGAAAGUUUCUAUUAACUCGAGAUAACCGAGUGAAACUAUUAGAUUAUUAGAAUAUCAGAUUGGAAUUCUAAUUGCGACAGCAAACUUCCUACGACAUUUCCUACGCUCGGAACAUGCAUUAUGCAUACCACGUACCAUCUGUCUGCAGAAUUUCAGCUAAAUCGUUGAAUGCAUCGUGAAAUUCCUUCGUGAGAUUUUUUAAAGCUUCGAGAAACACCACGACCGACCGUUCCUUCCUUUAAAUUAAAAUCUCUACCUGCCGAUACGCGAUUCUUCUUUUACGCGCGUAUGAAACAACGAUGAUCGAUCCGAGAUUAAAUCAAAAGUUCGAAAUAAAUUGCUGGCAUGUAUAAUUUUAUUGGGCUGCUCGGGAAAUUCGUAGCGAAUUUUAAAGAGUACUCGAAGAUCGUAUCUACAUUAGCACGAAAUUAGCAUUUUAUCGCACAGUAAAUGCAGCUUUCGCAACGUUUACGCAUUAUUUCGCUGCUUGGUCCUUGAUAGACUGAUGCGUUUAAUUGAUCCAACUAGAAGUAACAUUUACCAAAGUAGCUCUCCGAUGCGAACCGUGUAACUUCGAAAGAAAUAUCUUAACGUUACGCGAAUAUUGUCGAAGAUUAUUUCUUUGAAAUAUUUCUUUCGAAGAGACGUCGUUUUCACCGGAAAGUCUUAAUUUUGACAAAUGUGUAACACUCUUCCGAUCUUAUUAGAUACGUAGAUUACGAAAUGUAAUACACCUACUGCCAUAAACGUUAGGAAUUUAUCGAGCAACCCAGUAGGCUGCGAAUUUUUACGCGUUUAGGAAAAAUGCUUUAAAUCAAAGAAUACGCACAGUGCAGAGAACGUGUAAAAAUGUAGAAAAACGUCUCGAGUAUUCAUCCUAGAUAGCAUUCAACAGAUGAAAUAUAUUUUUACACACAUUUCAUUCCUUUAAUCGUAUUCGUGAAAAUAUUAAUUUUUGUAAGUAUCAUGAAUGAUACUCUAUGGUUGUUAAACGAUGGUAAUUAAUAAUAAAAAAAAAAAAAGAUAAUACAACGUCUAUAAACCGUGGCGCUGAAGCUGAUUUCAAAAUCGCUGAUUUGAUACGAAGUAAUAAUAAAUUACGAACGUUCGAUUAAUCCUGCGUGAAAUCGAGUAUCUUCCGAUGUAAGAGGAUUAAAACGACGAUCGAUCAUCGGUGUUCGAGUUUCAAAAGCACAGACAAAUCGAUACUUUCUGCACCGACGUCUAAAUGUUUAUCGAUAGUUAAAAAAAAAAAAAAGAAAAAAAAGAAAGAUGAAGAA